AUGUCGUUCAACCAGGAACUUGCCCUCAAGUUGGCCGACAAGGCUCUUGGCGCUGCUCAGACUGGCCUCAGGCUGAAAUUGGACAAUCCCAACGGAAUAGCCCAACUCGUCCUUGCUAUCUUCGCCGUUGGCCUGAACGUCGUUCCUGUUAUUGGAUCAGUCAUGGGCUCGCUCGCGGUCGUUCUGGGCAUGGCUUUGUUCCCUGUGCAGACCGCUGACCCAUGGGAGAAGCUGCAUGAGCGCGUUGAGACCUUGAUCGGCGCCAAGCUUCAGGCACACCAAGUCAAGCAGCUCCAAAGCAAAAUAGAUGGUCUGGGACAUAACCACAGAGAGUACGCAAGUCUCUGGAGACAGUAUCAAGAGGCGGCACCAGAGUCGAAAGAAAAGCUUGCUGAGAUGCUUCGAUACGUACAUGUUUCGUUCCUCUUUGUGCUCCGGGCCGCCGUUCCUGAAUUUCAGGUUGAUGAUUAUGCGGCGGCUGCGCUACCUCUCUUUGCGCAGGUAGCUAAUCUACACAUGUCGCUGUUAUCUGACGGUUUCAAACAUGGACUAGAAUGGGGCUUGGCUAAGGAGUACAUCGAUGUUACUCUUCGGGAUGAGUUCACCAGAUUGACCUCGCCUGGCAACUCAGCUAGAGGAUUGACCGCUCUCAACGCACGAGCAGACAGCACGGAGCUCGCAAUGUUCCACGAGGCGAUCGAUGCCGGUGAGGCCAACGGCCUGCCCGCAGAGCUGAUUGCGACGUGGAAGGAAGCUUAUACAACGAUGGUUGCGAAAGUCGCCACCAGAGCUGAUCGCAGCGAACUAGACUACAUCUCACAUGUUAACAAAUACUACGAGGAGGGCCGCAAGCAGGUCAAGCCAGAUGACUGGCACAAAUAUGGACACUACGAAGGCAAGGGAACCAAUGAAGGUCUAGCUCUACAGGCAUAUUCCGAAUACGAUUUGCAAAUGCUCGAGAACGUCCUUCAUUAUGCCGAAUUCUGGCCUUAUAUGGGCGGCGAUAAGGAGAUUACAGAAGAAUCCUAUUUGAACCUCGACCGUGAGAUCUUUCGCGGCCCUUACGUUCGCUACUCAGAAAACGUUGCCUGGAGCAAAAGCAGCCCUGCGCCCGUCACCAAGCGUACUGAAAAGAUUACUAGUGUCCGCCUUUGUGUUGCUGAAGACGUGACUAGUCUUCAGGUGAAAUAUGGUGAAACUUGGGACAAUGAGUUUGGGCUUUGCAGAAAGCCAGAAUUGGAGGAAAGGAUCUUCACACUCGAAUCGGACGAAUACAUUGAGAACGUUGAUCUCAUUUAUGGUCAUAAAGUGGGACAGCUGCAGUUUGUCACCAACAAAGGAACAGUCCACGGACCAUUCGGACAGGGAAGGCACGCUCAUAUGAAGACGGCUGUCAACCGUACGGGUUACGCUUUGACUAGCAUUUACGGUACUCACUAUGAGAGACACGACCCGGAGGGAAUUGAGGGCGUUGUCUUUGGUUUCAGACCUCUGCUCACUUCCGGCAAUUAG
This is a messenger RNA of Beauveria bassiana ARSEF 2860, 1512 nucleotides long. Its product is annotated as Delta endotoxin central region subgroup 1. The record is from RefSeq and is a predicted model, not a curated record. NCBI's taxonomy places the organism in Eukaryota, Fungi, Ascomycota, Sordariomycetes, Hypocreales, Cordycipitaceae. The transcript has a single exon. Gene Ontology annotation, molecular function: toxin activity. The coding region runs from base 1 to 1512 and encodes 503 amino acids. Gene Ontology annotation, biological process: symbiont-mediated killing of host cell.